Messenger RNA from Fusarium proliferatum ET1, 3228 nucleotides. RefSeq lists its product as uncharacterized. NCBI's taxonomy places the organism in Eukaryota, Fungi, Ascomycota, Sordariomycetes, Hypocreales, Nectriaceae. The record is from RefSeq and is a predicted model, not a curated record. Bases 1 to 3228 code for a protein of 1075 amino acids. The transcript has 2 exons.
AUGGGCAAUGAACAAUCCGCCGAAUCCCCUCGCGGGCAUCGGAAACUAUCCAAACCACCUCACUGCAGCCAGGCAUCUGCAGCUGGUCUGCCAUACACUGCUACUGCUGUGACACCCCAUCGUGAGCACUUCUCCAACUCGUAUCUGGUCGGAUCGCUGCCGCCUGCUCCCAAUAAGGCUUCUACAACGAGAAGAGUGGCGCCUGGGCUCGGUAUAGCCGUCCCAGCUGGUGACGCUUCCAGUCCUAUACAAUCACCUACAUGUAGAGACCCCAUGCGCGAUUUGGAAUCGCGUACGCGGUCUAUCCAGUCAGAGCAGCCUCCUAUACUGCCAGCUUUUGUCAACAGCUCCAGGACCAGCUCUAUUGCUCAGGAUAGCAGCUACCGCACGCUGACGCGCGCUGAUAGCAUGCCUGUUGCAGUACGGCGUGACUCUGCAAGCUACGAUACGAGAGCUGUCGAGGCCAAGAAGCUUCUUAAUGCAAAGGAGAAGCUCCCAAGCGAACCCGUUAUCUCCAAGUCUAAUAAGCAUUCUGAUGAGGCAAGUCAGGAUGUGACUGAUGAUAACAAUAACGCCACCCAAUCUGCAGGUUCGUCCAUUAGCAGAACAAAUUCAGACGUCUCUCUUUACAUGCCAAUGCGCCGCCGCUCGGUCGUUCAAACUCCAGGCAUAGCAACCAGGGCUCAUCAUUCCAACCCCCCAGUCUCAGCCAAGUCGAGUUUCCGCAAGAGUCUGCCAGCUACACCCUCUCAGUCCAGGCACAAUUCGAUAGAAUCUGGCAUGGGGAGACGCAUGUCAAUGCCUACGAAAAUCCCUUCCCAGGCAAAAUCCCCGGACCGAGCCGUAACGCCGGUCGAAGCUGACUAUAAACAGCUAGGUGGUAUGAAGUUUGGAUCCCUACGCAUCACAAACGGGGCCCCCGGAACUUCUCCAAUGCCUGAGGAUGACGUCAAACAGCAAGGGACUUCUGAGUCGGCACUAGCAAUCCCUCGGUCGGAAUACUUUCAUGAGCAAGCCAAAAACCCACUCAGAUUGAUGAAUCAGGGCUCGACCAUGACAGAUGCCAAUGAGCUAACGACGGGUGAGAAAUCACUUACUUCUCGAGUCGCAAGCUGUGUUACCGAGUGUUUGAGCGAUGCAGAAAAAUCUAGAACAGGCGAUGGCGGAAUGUCUGGGAACGGGAAUGCUGUCUCAUUUCCGGUUGCUGAGGUUCUGGAACUAAGGGAAGAUCCAAAUGCAAAGCCCUACCCCAAGAAAAUGCAACUUGGACUCGAAAACAAAAUGCUUAAAGGAUUGUCAAGAUCUGAUAGUGGCUUCAUUCCAAGUCCUUCGUCGGAGAAAACUCAUCGCUCUGCGUCUCGAGUCGACAGUGGUUACAGUUCCAAUGUCUCUCUUCGAUCAUUGCCCAGCCUGAGAUCCGGUGUCACGGACAAGAACACAAUGGCCUCCGAAAAGCUUGACGUGGACAUGUCCGGGAUGUGUUCGCCCUCGGAUUCGAAUUCGACUCGUACUUCUUCCUUAGUACCUUCUCAGACACAUAACCGGCUGCCUAUCCACCUUGAGGUCCCGUUGUCGUCGACAGACGAUGAUACCUCUUCGACUUGUCCAACAAGCCCCUCGAGUCCUGCUAGUCGUCCAUUCUCGCCAUUUAGUCGUGGUAGCCGCAUGCGCCUCUCUUCGUUGAAAUCAAACAAGAGUUUCGAGCCAAGGGUGUCGAACACUGCGACAGCACCAAUCGUUCUUUCCAAAGGAGACUUUCGGGAACAGUUGCCUUCGCCGGCCGCAGAUGUUAGUCGUGGUGGCAGUAAGAUGUACCGAUUCCUGAAUGGCUCCCGCAAGAAGGGAUCCCUUAAGAAAGGGGAAGUGACUACGAUCGAACAGGACGUCACUACCGAUCCUUUAGGGCUAAAGACGGGCUCCAUACCUAAACCCAACCGACCUUUGCUUCGAAAGGAGCCGAGCAAGGACACUCUGCAUACUAUUUUAAGUGUUGGGAGCCAGGAUGCGAUUGGGAGUACAAGGCGCGGGGAGGACGUAGCGCGAGGGGUCAAGAAGACCGUUGGCAAGAAGAUGUCUCGACGUCAAUCGUGGCGCCAAUCCAUUGCUCAGUUAUUUGGUACUCGAAGCGCGGACGCUAGCCCUGCCUUGAGUUCCAUACCUGAGCCUGCGCCCACACCAAGGCGCCCAUCAACUGCUAUGGAACUUACUUCUCGCCCUUUCAAUGCGGCUCCCAGCCCUCGAGGUGUGAGCUCAUGGUCAUCUCGCCCAGCACCAAGAAAGGCUGCCAGUAGCUCUGGCAGCUUAGCUCUAGAAACCCGGAAGAUGGCCAAUAAGUCGAGCAUACAGGAGAGCCGCGACAAGCCAGAGCUAGCUCAUCUUCGCACGAAUGUUUCCACACCUAACUUGUCAGCGAAACGUCGAUCAUCCCUGAGUCCAUCUGCGCUUGAGGUGGAUCAGACGCUGCGAACAAAGACUUCACCACCGGUGAGUAUGCAGAAUCGAGGCAGUAAGCCUCCCAAAGCAAAGUCACAGGCGCAAAAUCGAGCUAUGACACCUUCUUUCCCUAUUAACUCCCGUCCGAGCGCUAGUCGUCGACUCUCGUUACCCCAAGAUUAUGGACGAAUGACACCACACAUCCGUCAGAUCUCACAUGGCCGCACCGAGUCACGCAGCUCCAGUCGAGGCAUGGUCAUGAGUCCUACCGCGGGUUUAAGCUCCCAGCAAGUCAAUGCUGUUCAACACUCCAGAGUUUUGUCAUACUCGAGUAAUGGUACGCAACAGAGUGGUCCUGCUGCCCAACAAGUCAAGCACCAUCGGCGAGUAUCAGCACCUGCGCAGCCGCACCAGAUUGCCAACAUGCCGCGCUCUCGGAGCAGCACUACACUUAUACAGAUACAGCAGCAGCAGAUGCAUCAGCAGCAGAUGCUACAGCAACACCAACAACGACGGCCUCGAACAUCUGUCCAAUCAUGGGCCCCAAUGGACAUGCACAGCCUCAAUCAGCAACUGCAGCAGAACUAUAUGAUGCAGAACCAAGCUCUUGUCUAUGGUGCACCAAACAUGGUUCAACAAUACCCAAACAUCUAUGUUACAAGCCCAGUCCCAAAUAAUCCUGUUCAUGGUAGACAGGGUUCCCAGGGUGGGAUGUACGUUCAAGAUCCCCCUUUUCGGGUCCUCCACAGCUAUAAUUCUCCAGCAUAUCGAAACGUUCCUAUAUGGAGCCAGUAG